AUGGCGGUAGACCAGUCCGUCUUUCAAACAGCAUGGUUGUAUCGCGAGGAGUUCAAGUUCCAAAGACCAUCCUCAGAUGAGCAUGUCUUUCUCAUCACCCAUGGGAUAACGUCAAAAGCCGACAUCUUCUUCAAUGGCGUGCAGAUAGCUUCCCAGUCAUUUCAGCACGGAUCCUAUGGCGGUCGUCGAUACGAGAUCACGGAGUUUAUCCGUCAAGGCUCGAAUGCGUUGCUCGUCAAGGCGUAUCCAACAAACUACCUCCGUGACUUUGCCUUGGGAUUCGUCGACUGGAAUCCAUACCCGCCUGACAAUGGGACAGGCGUCUGGCGGGACGUGGAGGUGAAGCGCACUGGGCCGAUUUCUAUGUCCCCAACCAGAGUUCGAACCGACUUUAGUGAUCGGAAGACACAACAGACUGCGAUUGUGACGGUUCUCACAGAUCUUGAAAACCAUACAAAUUUGACCAUCGAAGGCAUCCUUCAGGGAAGGAUCCAAUCGGAUGACAGUUCGCAGACGGUUGACUUAUUCGAGCCAUUUAGAAUAGCAGCACACGGGAUGAAGACUGUUUCCAUUAAGGCUAAAAUCGUGAACCCCAGGAUUUGGUGGCCUGCGGCAUGGGGUAAGCAGCCGUUAUACUCCGUCGCCCUGAAUGUUUCUCUUGGGAGAGAUGGGGUCUCCGACAUUGGUGCAAAACAGCAUUUCGGUAUCCGCAAGGUGACGUCCGAACUGAACCCAUAUAAUGAUAUUGUAUUCAGCAUCAAUGGAUAUAGAUUCCUUGUUAAAGGCGCUGGCUAUUCGCCAGACAUGUUCCUGCGAUUUGAUCAGGGGCGAGUCGAGAAGAUCUUCCAGUACAUGCUUGACAUGGGACUAAACACGGUCCGCUUGGAAGGAAAGCAGGAACAUCCGGAACUCUAUGAUCUCGCCGACCGCAUGGGCCUGAUGGUCCUUGCUGGCUGGGAAUGCUGUGAUAAAUGGGAGGGCUGGGAGUACAACCACGACGCUGCGGGAGAAAAAUGGACAGAAAAAGAUUACCAAAUUGCACAAGUAUCCAUGCUCCAUGAGGCUGAGAUGAUGCAGGCCCAUGCCUCGAUGCUAGGCUUCCUGGUCGGAUCAGACUUCUGGCCCGAUGAUCGAGCCACUGCCAUAUACCUCAGCGCAUUGGAGCGGAUGGAUUGGCUGAACCCCGUAAUUGCCUCAGCCAGCAAACGGGGCUACCCAAAGCAGCUGGGCCCUUCUGGAAUGAAAAUGGAUGGUCCGUAUGAUUGGGUGCCACCCAAUUACUGGUACGGGGAUCGCCUGGGAGCGGCCUUUGGCUUCGGGUCGGAACUGGGCGCAGGCUGUGGGACACCACAGAUGGAGAGCCUGAGGCGCUUCCUAUCGCCCGACGACAUGGAGACACUUUGGAAACGACCCGACGAUGGUAUGUUCCAUAUGUCUCGGAAUGAUUCUGAAUUUUAUAAUCGGUCGAUCUACAACAAAGCCCUAUUCGCUCGAUAUGGUGCGCCAAACGGGCUAGAGGAUUACGUUCUGAAGGCGCAGUUGAUGGACUACGAAGCAACACGGGCUCAGUUUGAGGCCCUGACAAUACGUCAGACUGCGACACGUCCCGCGACUGGGAGUAUCUACUGGAUGUUGAAUAGUGCCUGGCCUAAUCUGCAUUGGCAGCUGUUUGACUACUAUCUCAGACCUGCUGGUGCGUAUUUUGGAACCAAGAUUGCAGCAAGAUCAGAGCAUGUGGCGUAUGACUAUGAAAGUCGACAGGUGCACCUGAUCAAUCAGUCUUUGCGUAAGACGGGGAGGCGUGUCAUCUCGGUGGAUUUGAUCGAUAAAAACGGUACAUGGCUUUCCCAUCAGACCUUUACCACGGAAGCAAACCCCAAUUCCUCAAAGGGGGUACUCAAGGUUACGAGACUCGGGCAAAUUCGCGAUGUUGGAUUUUUACGGCUGUUACUAGAAGAUCCUGUGCAGAAGACUGUGCUGAGCCGGAACGUUUACUGGGUAUCGCCAGUGAACGACGAACUUGAUUGGGAAAGUUCCAACUGGUACACCACACCUGUGACUCAAUAUGCCAACUAUUCAGUUCUGGGUCAUCUGCCACCGGCUUCAGUUACAUGUGAUGUGAGACGGGUUUCACCAGUCGAAGAGUCGAUGCGGAUGGAGAUCAUACUGGAGAAUCUUUCCACCGUGCCAGCGUUUUUUAUCCGGCUCAAAGCGGUCGAUCCACGUACACACGAGGAAGUACUGCCGGUUUUUUGGUCGGAUAACUACGUGUCUCUUUUUCCUAGGGAGACAGUCCGCUUGAUCGUGACAGCGCCUGUCACUGACUGGAUGAUUGAAGUAUCCGGCGGGAACGUGAAGCAAACAGUGAUAGGUGCCAACUAG
Molecule: messenger RNA, 2382 nt
Organism: Aspergillus terreus NIH2624
Lineage: Eukaryota; Fungi; Ascomycota; Eurotiomycetes; Eurotiales; Aspergillaceae
Product: putative glycosyl hydrolase
Exons: 3
Coding region: 1-2382 (793 amino acids)
Biological process (GO): carbohydrate metabolic process
Molecular function (GO): hydrolase activity, hydrolyzing O-glycosyl compounds
Source: RefSeq, a predicted model, not a curated record